AUUACGAUGUUUGGCUAGAACAAAAUGGAAAGACUUAGUCAUAUGCGUCCAUGGCCAUGUCUUCAGGCUCCCGCGGCUUGCCAGACCCAGAGCCCCCUUGGUCUAUAUUUAGCGGCUUCCGAGCAAGCCUUUGCUGCCGGCUUCACAGGUUUCGGGGGCUUCUGCGUGCUGACAAUAGACAGCCAGGCUCUGGAAAGCGCUGCCUGAAAGCCACGAGCUAUGCCUGUCCCAGACCAGCCUUCAUCAGCCUCAGAGAAAACGAGUUCCCUGAGCCCCGGCUUAAACACCUCCAACGGGGAUGGCUCUGAAACAGAAACCACCUCUGCCAUCCUCGCCUCAGUCAAAGAACAGGAAUUACAGUUUGAAAGGCUGACCCGAGAGCUGGAGGCUGAACGGCAGAUCGUAGCCAGCCAGCUGGAGCGAUGCAAGCUCGGAUCCGAGACCGGCAGCAUGAGCAGCAUCAGUUCAGCAGAAGAGCAGUUUCAUUGGCAGUCACAAGAUGGUCAAAAAGAUAUCGAAGAUGAGCUUACAACAGGUCUCGAGCUGGUGGACUCCUGUAUUAGGUCACUACAGGAAUCAGGAAUACUUGACCCACAGGAUUAUUCUACAGGUGAAAGGCCCAGCCUGCUCUCCCAGAGUGCACUUCAGCUCAAUUCCAAACCUGAAGGGUCUUUCCAGUAUCCGGCCAGCUACCAUAGCAACCAGACCCUGGCCCUGGGGGAAAGCACCCCUUCACAGCUCCCGGCCCGAGGCACACAAGCCCGAGCUGCGGGCCAGAGCUUCAGCCAGAAAUUUUUUAAUGCUGAAAAGACGAAGCAAAUUCAUUCUGACUUAAUAUUUUUCCCUCCGUUUAACUUUUCGUUGUCCAAAAAGAAGAAUCCACGCGACAAUCGCAACAGAAUAAACCGUAAGAAUAGUCAGCUGGCCUGUGCCAGUGUCAGGACAAGAAAUACGCCCCAGGAGAGUCUAGGGCGCAGGUUCGCGUCCAGUCCUGAGCACAGCUGGGCUCGCAGAGCCGCCGGGCACCCGCGGCAUCCCCGGUGUGCCCCUACUCUCGGGACCGGGCUGGGCCGGGUGGACCGUGUGGGCCCGCGCGGCUCCUCGCCCAAGCAGUCGCCCAGCCGCCUGGCCAAGUCCUACAGCACCAGCUCGCCCAUCAACAUCGUCGUGUCCUCGGCCGGCCUGUCCCCGAUCCGCGUGACCUCGCCCCCCACCGUGCAGUCCACCAUCUCCUCCUCGCCCAUCCACCAGCUGAGCUCCACCAUCGGCACGUACGCCACCCUGUCGCCCACCAAGCGCCUGGUCCACGCGUCCGAGCAGUACAGCAAGCACUCGCAGGAGCUGUAUGCCACGGCCACCCUCCAGAGGCCGGGCAGCCUGGCAGCUGGGUCUCGAGCCUCAUAUAGCAGCCAGCAUGGGCACCUGGGCCCGGAGCUGCGGGCCCUGCAAUCCCCAGAACACCACAUAGAUCCCAUCUACGAAGACCGCGUCUAUCAGAAGCCCCCUAUGAGGAGUCUCAGCCAGAGCCAGGGGGACCCUCUGCCGCCAGCACACACCGGCACCUACCGCACGAGCACAGCCCCAUCUUCCCCUGGUGUCGACUCCGUCCCCUUGCAGCGCACAGGCAGCCAGCACGGCCCGCAGAAUGCCGCCGCGGCCACCUUCCAGAGGGCCAGCUAUGCCGCCGGCCCGGCCUCCAAUUACGCGGACCCCUACCGACAGCUGCAGUACUGUCCCUCUGUUGAGUCUCCAUACAGCAAAUCCGGCCCUGCUCUCCCGCCCGAAGGCACCUUGGCCAGGUCGCCGUCCAUUGAUAGCAUUCAGAAAGAUCCCAGAGAGUUUGGAUGGAGAGACCCGGAACUGCCAGAAGUGAUUCAGAUGCUGCAGCACCAGUUUCCCUCAGUCCAGUCUAAUGCGGCAGCCUACUUGCAACACCUCUGUUUUGGAGACAACAAAAUUAAAGCCGAGAUAAGGAGACAAGGAGGCAUCCAGCUCCUGGUGGACCUGUUGGAUCAUCGGAUGACCGAAGUCCACCGUAGUGCCUGUGGAGCUCUGAGAAACCUGGUAUAUGGGAAGGCUAACGAUGAUAACAAAAUUGCCCUGAAAAACUGUGGUGGCAUCCCAGCACUGGUGAGGUUACUCCGCAAGACGACUGACCUGGAGAUCCGGGAGCUGGUCACAGGAGUCCUUUGGAACCUCUCCUCAUGCGAUGCACUCAAAAUGCCAAUCAUCCAGGAUGCCCUGGCAGUACUGACCAACGCAGUGAUUAUCCCUCACUCAGGCUGGGAAAAUUCGCCUCUUCAGGAUGAUCGGAAAAUACAGCUGCAUUCAUCACAGGUGCUGCGUAACGCCACCGGGUGCCUAAGGAAUGUUAGUUCGGCCGGAGAGGAGGCCCGCAGAAGGAUGAGAGAGUGUGAUGGGCUUACGGAUGCCUUGCUGUACGUGAUCCAGUCUGCGCUGGGGAGCAGUGAGAUCGAUAGCAAGACCGUUGAAAACUGUGUGUGCAUUUUAAGGAACCUCUCGUACCGGCUGGCGGCAGAAACGUCUCAGGGACAGCACAUGGGCACGGAUGAGCUGGACGGGCUACUCUGUGGCGAGGCCAAUGGCAAGGACGCUGAGAGCUCUGGUUGCUGGGGCAAGAAGAAGAAGAAAAAGAAAUCCCAAGAUCAGUGGGAUGGAGUAGGACCUCUUCCAGACUGUGCUGAACCACCAAAAGGGAUCCAGAUGCUGUGGCACCCAUCAAUAGUCAAACCCUACCUCACACUGCUCUCUGAGUGCUCAAAUCCAGACACGCUGGAAGGGGCGGCAGGCGCCCUGCAGAACUUGGCUGCAGGGAGCUGGAAGUGGUCAGUAUAUAUCCGAGCCGCUGUCCGAAAAGAGAAAGGCCUGCCCAUCCUCGUGGAGCUGCUCCGAAUAGACAAUGACCGCGUGGUGUGCGCGGUGGCCACGGCGCUGCGGAACAUGGCCUUGGACGUCAGAAAUAAGGAGCUCAUCGGCAAAUACGCCAUGCGAGACCUAGUCCACAGGCUUCCAGGAGGAAACAACAGCAACAACACGGCAAGUAAGGCCAUGUCGGAUGACACAGUGACAGCCGUCUGCUGCACGUUGCAUGAAGUGAUAACCAAGAACAUGGAGAAUGCCAAGGCCUUACGGGAUGCCGGUGGCAUCGAGAAGUUGGUCGGCAUCUCCAAAAGCAAAGGAGAUAAACACUCUCCAAAAGUGGUCAAGGCCGCAUCUCAGGUCCUCAACAGCAUGUGGCAGUACCGAGAUCUGAGGAGUCUCUACAAAAAGGAUGGAUGGUCACAAUACCACUUUGUAGCCUCGUCUUCAACCAUCGAGAGGGACCGGCAAAGGCCCUACUCCUCCUCCCGCACGCCCUCCAUCUCCCCUGUGCGCGUGUCUCCCAACAACCGCUCAGCAAGUGCCCCAGCUUCACCUCGGGAAAUGAUCAGCCUCAAAGAAAGGAAAACAGACUAUGAGUGCACCGGCGGCAACGCCACCUACCACGCACUCACAGCCCCCUCCGAACUCUCCAUACUUCACCGUCUCCCUGGAUGGCCCUCCUCCAAGAAGCACUACGUGGACUCUGGCUGUAGAGGGAGUUAUACCUUAAAAGCAGAGUCGCUGGAACCCCGAGGACCUUUCAACGGGGACCCCACACCCUCUUUACCACAUGGGCGUGGAGAUGGGUCCCUGCUGAAAAUAGGCUAUGAAGAAGAGCCUUUAAUAGAACAAGGCCAGUUAGCUCAAAACACUGGAAUUUCAACUUUGUAUAGGAAUUCAUAUGGUGCGCCCACUGAAGACAUCAAACACAACCAGGUUUCAGCACAGCCAGUCCCACAGGAGCCCAGCAGAAAAGAUUACGAGACCUACCAGCCAUUUCAGAAUUCCACAAGAAAUUACGACGAGUCCUUCUUCGAGGACCAGGUCCACCAUCGCCCUCCCGCCAGCGAGUACACCAUGCACCUGGGUCUCAAGUCCACCGGCAACUACGUUGACUUCUACUCAGCUGCCCGUCCCUACAGUGAACUGAACUAUGAAACGAGCCACUACCCAGCCUCCCCCGACUCCUGGGUGUGAGGAGCGGGGCACAGGCGCUCCGGGAACAGUGCAUGUGCAUGCAUACCACAAGACAUUUCUUUCUGUUUUAUUUUUUUUUUCUUCUGCAAAUUUAGUUUGUUAAAGCCUGUUCCGUAGGAAGGCUGUGAUAACCAGUAAGGAAAUAUUAAGAGCUAUUUUAGAAAGCUAAAUGAAUCGCAAGUUAACUUGGAAAUCAGUAGAAAGCUAAAGUGAUCCUAAAUAUGACAGUGGGCAGCACCUUUCUAGUGUGAGCUGUAGAGUAACGAGAAGCGCUUUAUACUGAACGUGGCUAAUGGGAGGAGAGACGAGGCAUUUGGGCCGGUGGGGCGUGAGGGUUAUCGUUAAGCACAAGACACAGAAUAGUUUACACACUCUAUGGGGGACGGCUUCUCACGCUUUGUUUACUCUCUUCAUCCGUUGUGACUCUAGGCUUCAAGUUGCAUUGGGGUUCCUCUGUACAGCAAGAUGUUUCUUGCCUUUUGUUAAUGCAUUGUUGUAAAGUAUUUGAUGUACAUUACAGAUUAAAGAAGAAAAGCGCGUUGUGUAUAUUACACCAAUGCCGCCGUGUUUCCUCAUCUAUGGUUCUAAAUAUUGCUUCAAUUUCGAACUUUUGAAAGAUGUAUGGAUUUCCAGUUUUUCUUUUCUUUACUUUCUCCCAGUAUGUUUUAACAAAAAAAAAAAAAAAAAAGCAGGAAAAAAGGAGUAUUUAGCAGUAUUGUUCGUUCUGAUAUGUGAAUUUGUUUGUGGCAACUAAACAAGGCAUUCAGCAGUUUCUGACAAUUAACAUACAUCAUUCCACACUCCUUGUCAACAAAGUGCUUUUUCACUGCCUAAAAUUUUAGAUGUAGAUAUUUGAAAUAGAUUUUUUCAUUUAUACCAGUUUUCUUUAUGAUGAUACAGUGUUAAAAGAAAAUAAAUUACAAUUGAUCUGUCAUCCAUAUUUGCUAAGAAUGUCUAUUUCCAAGGACCUAUAUCUUAUAAAAUACACAUUCUUGCUUGUGUGUCUGUGUGUGUGUGGGUGUAUGUAUGUCCACAUACUAGAAAAAUGACCUGUGUGAGAUUUUGUUUUGAUAGAAGCUAUUUCAUUUGCUGUUCAUCUUGUACAAACUUUGUUUUUGGUUUUUUAGUAUAAAUGUACAUCGGUUUGUUCCUUUUGUACUGUAUCUAUUCUUCUGACCAUCUAGUGACUCAGGAUAUUAGGCCAGUUGAAGUGGAGUUAUAGGAUUUUCACACAUUCACACAUACUUGGAUAUCAACCCUUUCUACAGGUCCGUUUCCUUACACAUUUUAUCCCCUCAGAACACGAUAAACCAUGGCCAACUCAAUUUCACUUUGGGGCCAAUUACUUGAAGUAUCCACAGAAAAUGUAAACUGCUCGCCUUAUUCCCCCAAACUUUUUGUUCAUGUGGCAGGGAGCAGUAGACAACUAUGGCAUAGAUUAUUAAAAUUGAACUUGAAGCUAACGUUAGAAUAGUGGUUAACAGAGCUAAGAAAUAAGGCUAACCAUUUAAAAGAACACGGGCCGUGGGUAAAUUAGCUUUGCUCUUUAGAUGCAAGUGACUGAGGCCAAUAGGUGCCUAGUAAAUGUUAACUGUUCUUGGAAAAAAUAAAAACAUAAGUA
This is a messenger RNA of Mandrillus leucophaeus (drill), 5701 nucleotides long. It is a transcript of the gene CTNND2, whose product is annotated as catenin (cadherin-associated protein), delta 2. Lineage: Eukaryota; Metazoa; Chordata; Mammalia; Primates; Cercopithecidae. The transcript is spliced from 25 exons. The coding region runs from base 220 to 4080 and encodes 1286 amino acids. Gene Ontology annotation, biological process: dendritic spine morphogenesis; cell-cell adhesion; cell-cell junction assembly. Gene Ontology annotation, cellular component: adherens junction; postsynaptic density; plasma membrane. Gene Ontology annotation, molecular function: cadherin binding. The record is from RefSeq and is a predicted model, not a curated record.